Molecule: messenger RNA, 908 nt
Organism: Populus euphratica (Euphrates poplar)
Lineage: Eukaryota; Viridiplantae; Streptophyta; Magnoliopsida; Malpighiales; Salicaceae
Product: dehydration-responsive element-binding protein 1E-like
Exons: 1
Coding region: 103-798 (231 amino acids)
Biological process (GO): regulation of DNA-templated transcription
Molecular function (GO): DNA binding; DNA-binding transcription factor activity
Source: RefSeq, a predicted model, not a curated record
GCAAACCGGAAUCUCAACACUCUCACAAGUCAUUCAUUAUCCGUGCCCAAAAGUUCAAAGCGGACCCAUAAACCCUAUACAAACAUCACUAGUUCUUAAAAAAUGGUCAUGGGAGGAUCAAAUUGCUUCUCACCUGACAAGCAAGAAUCAUCUUUAUCAUCUUUACUAUCCGAUAGUAGCGGUUCUCAGCAGGACUCGCCCAGUUCGAACGAGAAAGUCUUACUAGCAACAAGUCGUCCGAAAAAGCGUGCAGGGCGGAGGAUAUUCAAGGAGACUCGUCAUCCAAUCUUUAGAGGUGUUAGGAAGAGGAAUGGCGAUAAAUGGGUUUGCGAAUUGCGUGAACCAAAUAAGAAGUCACGUAUUUGGCUAGGCACAUAUCCUACACCCGAAAUGGCAGCCCGGGCACAUGAUGUAGCUGCUUUGGCGUUUAGGGGAAAAUCAGCUUGCCUUAAUUUUGCGGACUCGGCAUGGAGGUUGCCUGUGCCGAUUUCAAAUGAGGCCAAGGACAUCAGGAGGGCAGCAAGUGAGGCAGCAGAGUUGUUUAGGACUACAGACUUUGGUGGUCAAGAAAUGGAAUAUUUCAGGAGGGAGGACCGUGGUGAAGUUUGUAGUAGUCCUAAUGAUGACAUAAGAGAUUUGCCAUCUGAAAAUGUGGGGUAUAUAGACGAAGAGGCAGAAUUUAACAUGCCAGGGUUGCUUGCUAAUAUGGCAGAAGGCCUUCUACUCUCUCCUCCACAUUAUACUGGGGACUGGAAUGACGGGGAAAUUGAUGCUGAUUGGUCGUUGUGGAGUAGUUAAUUUGACGUGUCAGGGUUUUGUGUAUUUUUCUCUUCUAGCUAGUUACAGAAAUUCAAAUUUUUUGGAAAAUGUUUGAUCGGAGGAAUUAAUGUCAUGGGAUAAGUAGUGUG